AUGCGUCUUACUCCCCUGCCCUCCUUCAAAAUCUGGGGCUCACCCACCGCCACCAGAUCCUGGCACAUCUCCCUCUCCCUCGUUUACCUCUCCGCGUGGAUCAUCGUCUCUGUCAAUAUUUGGCACUACCACAUCUUCAGCAAAACCAACGUCGGCCUUGUCAUCGCCGUGCACAUCCUCCUCGACCUCUCGCUCGCACCAUGGGCCUUCUUCGUCGCCGCCCGCCGCCCGCCGCCCGCCGCCGUCGUGUCCACGUUCAUUGCCAUCGUGUCCGCCAACCUCGCGCUCGUGUUCACGCUCGUGUUCCCGCCGAGGUGCUGCAUUUUUGCGAUCAGGCAAUGUGUGGAUGGAAAGCCAUCUUAUAGCGAGGGACGUGGCAAGCCGCCGGAUACGGAUACGGGGCUGACGCUGCUGCCUAUUCUUAUUGUUGCCAUUAUUGACAUCUUCCUGUGGCCGUGGCUCGGUGCGCUCUGGGAAAGCAGGCUGUAUUGGGCGCGCAACCCUAAGCUUGGCCUAUAUAGGCUAUCGGCGCGUCUACGGGGAAAGAAGAAGGAAGAGGCACUGCCCCAUCCCGAAGGUGUCGCCAUCUCGAUUCGCAACUUUAGUAAGGCCUUCCCCGCGUCGGUGUUCAAGCGCGAUAAGUAA
This is a messenger RNA of Coniophora puteana RWD-64-598 SS2, 645 nucleotides long. RefSeq lists its product as uncharacterized. The transcript is spliced from 2 exons. NCBI's taxonomy places the organism in Eukaryota, Fungi, Basidiomycota, Agaricomycetes, Boletales, Coniophoraceae. The coding region runs from base 1 to 645 and encodes 214 amino acids. The record is from RefSeq and is a predicted model, not a curated record.